UCAGUGGGAGCAAUUUGUCUAUUGGUGGGAGGAAGCUACAAUUGAAACUCCAUGAGUCUCGAGUGCAGAGUCUGAAGGACUCCCAGGAAAAAUUAAAGACUCAAGUGCAGGAUUUAAAAAUGAAAUGUAAAACAUCCGGAUGCCUCCCUACUCAAACCACUUCAUCAGCACCCUCGGCUCCUUUAUAUCCCCAAUUAGUUAAGGCUGAAAGGGAGGAGGGAAAGGAACAGGUUAAUUUGAAAAUUCAGCUCAGCCUAGAGAUAAAGAGAAAGCUGGUCUGCAUUCAAGGUCAAGAAUCAACACAGUCUGCCUUGCUCUGCAUGCCAGGCACCAAAAAACCCAGCUGACUGUGAAAAAUAUAGACAGAGGCAAAACAAAGGCAACACAAGUUACAGGACUGAGAUUACAUUUGCAAAGGUUAGCCGCACAGUGAGACCCAACAGUCUGCCUUUGCGAGCCUGGAGCCAGUGCGGUUUGGGGAUGCUGAAGAAACCACAGGCAGCCAGCCUGGACUGGAAUACUGAGCAAAGGUCUCUGAAAGGGAUGCCCCAAGAGACUCCAGGGUGAAAAAGCCAAGUGUGGAAGCAAGUUGGAGAUUUAUUUUGCAGCGUUCCUCUGGACAACCUGUGCAUAGGAUAACCUCCCGUCCACCUCUCUCUCUGUCUCUCCUACCCCCAGGCCUGGCCAGCCUGGGCAGCGUGUUUACAAGUAAAAUUAAAUGGGUCCAGUAACUGGAAUGACUCCAGAUAAGAAAGCUGAAGCACCCGGAGCAGAAAAGGCUGCAGGAUUAAGACAGAUUUACAGAAUGGGAAGCUUGCCUGAAGCAGUUGAUGCUGCUAGGCCGAAGGCCACAUUAGUGGACAGCGAAUCAGCAGAUGAUGAGCUCACAAAUUUGAACUGGCUUCAUGAAAGUACUAAUCUUCUAACAUACUUCAGUCUUGGAAGUGAGGGUCUUCCAAUUGUUAGUCCUAUAUAUGACAUUGAGGGUGAUAACGUGCCAUCUUUCUCACCAUCCUGCUACCAGAAUCUGGAAAAAAAAUCAGCCACUUCCAAACCUCCUUAUUCCUUUAGCCUUCUCAUUUACAUGGCUAUUGAACAUUCUCCUAAUAAAAGUUUGCCAGUCAAAGAAAUCUACAGCUGGAUUCUGGAACGCUUCCCAUACUUUGCCACAGCACCCACAGGGUGGAAGAACUCUGUUCGACACAAUCUUUCCUUGAAUAAAUGUUUCCAAAAGGUGGAGAGAAGCCAUGGCAAGGCUUUGGAAUCUUUAAACUGGCGAGGGGGCUCCCUUGGUGCUGGAGAGAUGUGUUUUGCUGUCCUUGUGAAAAUCUACCCAGACAUAGCUGAGGUGAAUGGAAAAGGUUCAUUAUGGUGUGUUGAUCCAGAAUAUAAGCCAAAUCUUAUACAAGCACUGAAAAAGCAACCUUUUCCCUCAGCACUUGCAUUUUAUACCCCACCGGCAUCACCACCGAGUAGGUCAUCCUGUCCUCAUUACUUAACCUCAGUACUUAAGCAGAAUCAUGGCCGGUCUCUCAAAGAAUCUGAUAUUGAUGCUGCUACUGCAAUGAUGCUGCUAAAUACUUCCAUUGAACAAGGGAUUUUAGACUGUGAGAAGGCCAAACCUCUCAAGAUGCCCAAGAAGAGGAGUUAUGACAGUGCAUUUAAUCAUCACAGUUCCAUAAACCUGCAAGAAAAUCAUUCUGCAGCCACUAAUAUUGAUCCAAAGGAGGAUCACAAUUACAGUGCUAGCAGCAUGGCUUUACAGUGUUGUGCAUCUAGGUCCAGCAUGUCUUCCUUGUCCUCUGUUGAUGAGGUGUAUGAAUUUAUCUCCAAGACCAGCCAUGCAGGAAGCGAUGGCAGUGAAGGAUUUCAUAGUGAAGUGGAUACGGACAUUGACUAUGAAGACGACCCUCUUGGAGACAGUGGCUAUGCAGCACAACCGUGUGUAGAUACCUCUGACAAAAGUCAGCCUAGCAAGAAAGCUCUCAAGGAGUUAUGUCAAGAAAUUGAUGAGGAGCUGAAAGAGGCAGCUGGGUCUCUGCUCCACCUGGCUGGAAUCAGCACAUGUUUGGGUUCCCUAAUAAGUACUGCAAAGACCCAAAGUCAAAAGCAGAGGAAAAAAUAGUAAUGCUUGUUAGUGUGAAUAUAUACAUAUAUAUUUUUUAAGUGUGGCAAUACUCUUCUACUUUUACCCUUCACAAGGAAGAUCAAAGCCAUAAGAGGACUUGUUUUUUAUUUUUUGAUGCUAAUUAUAGUUUGGCCUUUUAUUUUCAAAUCAUUGCUUAGAAAAUGUUUUAUUUAAUCUUUACAGAUUAGGAGAGAUGCAUGACAUGUGAAAACCUAACUGUAUACUUUUUGAUAACCAGUGAUUGAAUAGUUGACCAUUUACAGAGCAAUGCAUAGGUUCAGAUGCAUGUUAUGGGUGAAAUUUACCCCUGUGCAGGCCUACUCCACAUAGGAGUGAAUUUCACCCUAUGUGAGGGGACACAAUUUCCCCAUCUCCCUCCCCAAGACACAAAUAACUUUCACUGGUGUAGCAAACAGUGAGAAGCUGCCACUGCACAUGUGCCACUUACCAUUUUCCCCAACUAUUGAAUACACAGUAGCUGUUAGCUAAAAGUUUUUGCUGUUUUUGUUUUGUUUUUCAUGUGUAAAAGAUAUUUGUUAAAAACACAAAGUUCAUGCUGUCUCAAUCCACAAAUGAAGUGGAGAUUCUAGAUGGCUAAAUUGUAAAUGACUGCUGGAAAGAACUUUGGGUCAUGUUUAAGAAAAGCAUAAUAUAAUAAUUUCCUUUAAGAUUAGGAAAACUGAGUUAAUUACAUUAAUUUCUAAAUACACUUUGUGCAUUUUAAUAUCGGCUACCAUAACUUUGGUCUAAGUCCACUGAUUACUGUGCUUCUGCUUCAUGCUGUAUGUACCAUUUUAGCUUCCUUUGAACUACAGUGUAUGUCCAGUAGCAUGGCAUUCUUAGGACAUACACUGUUACUCAUGGUGGUCUCUUCAUAUUUGCGGGUGAAGCUCUUUAAAAUUCAUCACCUUUGCAAUAAUAAUCUUUAUAACCCAAACAUCUUGCGGACAAGAAUGUUAUAGUAAUUGAGUGUAAUGGAUUUUUUUACUGCUUAACUCUUAAUGUAGAUGGUGGCAAUUUUUUUAGUAUUUUGUGCAAAAGAAAUGGGUACGCAGACAUGUUAGAAUAAGUUUAACAGUACUGUAAGUAUAAGAAUGCCUUAAGUAUGUUUCAGCAUAGUGUAAAACUUAAGAGGUCAUUUUGCCUGUGUUUGAGAGGCAGCGUGAUGUGCCAUGAAUCUGUUUAGCUCAUACGUUAAGCUGCUGCUUUCAAUAAGUGUUGGGCAAGAUGGCUUAGAAUUAGACUAAAAUACUGUAUACCCAUAUAUGAAACCAUGUCCAGUGUUUGGUUGUUCAGAACAAUGCUGGAUUCAACAAAAAGAAAUUAAGCUAAACUGUUACUAAUGGGAUAAUGUUUUUCUGGCCACUUUGAUACAAGGCUCUUAGAGUUCGGUGUUUUCUUAUUUGUCAGUUUCUCCAUGGAUCCUGCCCAUAUAAUUAUCCCUUCCAGUUUAAGUAUUCAUACAGCCAUGCUGCUGAAGGCCUACUGUUCUCAGGUUCUGCUCUAGUGCUUGUUGAAGAUAAUGGUGAUACUCCCAUUGACUUAAUGGACUUUGGAUCAGGCCCCAAGAUAUUCAAGCACCUACAUAGCAUUUCUUUGGUAUUUAAAUCCAGUGGCUUUAAGAGGGCUCCACUUUUAGUUUUAAGCAUAAAAGUAAAAAGAAAAAAAAAGAAAUCUGUCUCUCUGGUACUGUGACUGUGCAUACACCCACCCAUCCGCCUAUAAUGAAGAAAAAAUGGUAUACAAAUGUGCUCCAUUUUGCAUCACAUUUGCAUCUCUCUUAGAUAUCUCGAGCAGUGAAUUAGCUGACCUGUUAUUGAACAGAUAAUGGGUGAAAUUAAUUUUCUCACAAUUGAAAAACAAACAAAUGAAAAACCCCAUUAAUUUUAAUUACGAACAUGGGAUUUCUUAACACUGAGAUGUACAUGACAUUUCUUUCACUAGUGUUUGCCAAUAUACUUUUUAAUAGAGUUUGAUACAAAACUUGUUCAGUAUAGCAAUGUAAAAGUAAUUAUUAUUAUAGCAAUAUAAAAAUAAUGAUUCAACUAUGGAGAAGCAUCAUUAAUAUCCCUUUGAAAUUCAUUUAAGUUUUGUAUAUCUCAAUUUUUUUAAAUUCAGCACUAUGGAAUAAGUGUUGUAUUAAGCUCCAGAUAAAGUCAAUCACAGCCUUUCUGUUAACCUUAAAGGAAGGUGGAUCACUCCCUAAAUAUUCAAAUACUGGAAAUUGUAUUCAUACUAAUUUUCUUGCAGUUUGCCUUGGUAAGAAUGUUAACCUGUUCAGAUCAUAUCCUUCAUUUCCCAACAGAAUCAAUGUUUUCAAAAUAAAGAUUCCAUACUAAAUAGGGGCCUGAUUGUACUACUGGAAUCAGUUGUGCUACUCAGCAUGAGUGAGGCUGUCAGAAUUGGGAGAUAGAUUUAUAAUGCAUUUUAGUCUCCAUAUGCAAAGACAGAGCAAUAAAAUCAUUCUGUAAUUAACAAAAAGUUAAGGGUGCAAUUUGCACCUUUCACAUAAAACCUAAAUGAAUGAACUGGGAGAUAUGGGGGAUUGGAAUCCUCCCUUCUGAGCAAGCGGUAGUAGGGCACAGGACAAUUAUACAACUGCUUUGCACCCAUUGCUACAGUCAGUGCUGCACUCCCCACCAAAUGUAAAGGCAGAUGGAUCUUUACUUUACUCACCCACUGACCACAUUCCUGCAUGUCUCUGUAUUAAUCUCAGUGCUCUGUUCCAGCAGACAGAAGGGCUGUGGUGUCCUCCUGCAAUCUCUUGCUUCUCAGAUCUCAACACCUCCCGCUGCAGAGGAUGUGAAUGUCACCCUAACUGUUCUAUUGUGGAUUACCCUUCUCUUAUAUUCACCUCAGAUAGUUUCAUAUCCUUUCACUUAUACACCUUGAGGUCUGAGUUAGACCAUGGUGUAUAUAGUAUAAAUUGAAGGGUGUUUUAACUGCUUUUUCAGUGACAUUCAAAGAGUUCAUACCAAAUGGUCAGUUUAACUAUAUGUUAGCAGCUGUUAAAAGGGUAGGGAAAGUGUUAAUGUCACUUGCAAUUCUUAAUUAAAAUGAAGAAGUGUGUGAGACCUGUUUACCAGGGAGACGAUCCUAUUAAAUACUGAUGUGAAUACUGUAAAAAACUGAAUCAGUCUUUCAAAUUCCAGUACUAAAUUAUUGCUUCUGUGAAAAUCACAGCAAAUGUUUUAAAAUCCAACUUUAAAAAUGGAAGUUGCAAGUCAUUCAACUUCUUUGUUAGGCUAAAAAGUGAAAGCUUUGGUUAAAGCAAAGCAUUCAUACAUGUUAAUAAUGGUGUAGUCAAAAUAUUUAUUGAAAGAAAAAGUAGAGUAUUUUAAAUGUUGCACCUGCCAUUAUCUAAAGCACAUUAUUCACAUCUGCCAGUGCCAUUAUCAAGACUGUUUUAUAAAUGUACAUUUCUUCAAACUAAGUGCAUAAUUUAAAGUAUUAUGUUGCCAUCAUAUAGUGAUAUAAGACAUUUUAUAAUUGCCAAUUCAUUUGUAACUAUUAUUUAUUUAAAAGUGAAAUUGUAAAAUGCUUUCUGAUCAAAGCAACUGGAGUUGUUUUAAAAUACUCCCUUUAGCUUAAUGUAGCAUACGAAAUGUCUUGGGUUUAUUUAGAAUAACUCUGCCAGUAGAUGACCAAUCCUAACCUACCCCCACACCCUAGUUCAGUCCUUUACCCAUUUUAAAGACAAUUUACAGAAGUUUAGUUUUUUGUAUUCUAACCUCUGUUAAUUAAAAUGUUUAUAAAGUUUAUUUUUACCAAAGAGAUGCAAUUCAAUAUAAAACAUUGCAGAAUAAACUUUGUUUUAUAACAUUUGUGACUGUUCAUUGCUGCACAUUUUUCA
Mauremys reevesii (Reeves's turtle) is the source of this 5981-nucleotide messenger RNA. It is a transcript of the gene FOXN2, whose product is annotated as forkhead box N2. The record is from RefSeq and is a predicted model, not a curated record. The coding region runs from base 719 to 2125 and encodes 468 amino acids. The transcript is spliced from 7 exons. Gene Ontology annotation, biological process: regulation of DNA-templated transcription. Gene Ontology annotation, cellular component: nucleus. NCBI's taxonomy places the organism in Eukaryota, Metazoa, Chordata, Testudines, Geoemydidae. Gene Ontology annotation, molecular function: DNA-binding transcription factor activity; cis-regulatory region sequence-specific DNA binding.